GAAAAGAGUGAGAAAGAUGAGGUAUUGGUGAUAGAAGGCAUUGAAUUGGAUAAGAGAUAUUGGGUUCAUUUUAAUGUGCUUGUUAAUGUUGUUGAUGAUGGCUCCGAUGUGUGUCCGGGGAAUACUGAGUUUGUAGGAACGUUUACGACCGUCCCGCAUGGUCACAACCACCGUGGAAAGACGUCUUUACGAGUUGUGAUAACGGAGGUGCUUAAAGAGUUGGGAAUAGAGGACGAUGAGAGUGUGAUUGUGAGGCUCGACCCUAAGGUUGGUGGAGACAAGGUCACCAUUGGAGGGAUGAAGAUCGAACUUCAGCCAAAAGGUCGGUAG
Messenger RNA from Cucurbita pepo subsp. pepo (vegetable marrow), 330 nucleotides. The record is from RefSeq and is a predicted model, not a curated record. NCBI's taxonomy places the organism in Eukaryota, Viridiplantae, Streptophyta, Magnoliopsida, Cucurbitales, Cucurbitaceae.